Messenger RNA from Caenorhabditis bovis, 3168 nucleotides. NCBI's taxonomy places the organism in Eukaryota, Metazoa, Nematoda, Chromadorea, Rhabditida, Rhabditidae. The record is from the annotation of a GenBank genome assembly.
AUGCUUAUGGAUCUACCAUCAUCGUCCUCCGAGGAUGAAGAGGAACUCGAGAGGAAACGCGAGCAGCGAAAAAAAGAAGAAAUCGAAAGACGACGAAAAUUCUAUCGAACACUCGAAUCCGAUAGGGAUGACGAUGGAAUCGAGCCCAAGCGAAGCAAAAAUUGCUUAAAAGAAGGAUUUCGUGAAAUGCUUCGAGUUCAAAAAUACACAAUCGGCGACGAGGCGAAAGCCAAAGACUACGAAAACUAUUUAGAAAUCAUUUUCAAAUAUUUCGCCGGCGAGAACAACGAAUUCGCAAAAAUGAUGGACGAAUGGGAAAAUUUGGACGACGUCAAAGAGCACAUCAAGCAACGCCAUCGCGCGCUAUUUGAGCGAAUCGAAAACGACGCGAGCAAUCGCCAAAUCCAUCAGAUUCUUGUCGAAAACUCGAAAUACAUUUUCAAAGCCGUCAGCAUUUGGCUGAAAAUCGACAAUGUGCUCAAUGAGCGCACGUUCGAUGAGGCCUAUGUGGAAGCAAUCGACUAUCACACUGAUAUGCGGCGCCAUCUCUUCAGCGAUAUGCCGUCGCUAUUCGAACAAGAAAAAUUAGAAUACGAGAAGAAAAAGAAAGAGACUUACGAUGAAAUUGUCGAUUUGCUCAAGAAUAAAUUGCACAUUGAAGAUGGCGACGAGAGAAUGGCCAACGAGCUCACUAUCGCUUCAUUGCGAUUGAGCAGCGAAAUUCGAGAUACGAGCCCACCGCGCAUUCGCAAUUACGUGAGCGACGAAACGAUGGACGCGCUGACACGCGAACUAGAUGCCAUGUACCUCAAACCAUCGACGUCGCCUCAGGCAAUUGUGGUGAAGCGCGAUGAAGACGUGUGGCAAGAGGAGCAAGCGGCGCCGCAGCAACGACGACGAACGGCGACUCAGAGAAGACCACGAAAACUAAUGGAGUUGCCGUCGGAUUCUGAUAGUUCCGACGAUGAGUCACCAUUUUGCUAUUUUUUGAAAAUCGCGCAAAGAGAGGAUGAAAGAGCCAUUCCGCGCCUCGAGCCACUAGUGAAAGAAGAGCCGAUGGACGUUGAUUUUGACGGAAAACGCGUGCGUUUUGUUGACUUCGAGGAUCCCCGAAAUACAAUGCGAAUUUAUUGCAACGCCGUCGACCAUUAUUGCGCCCAAGGCGACGACGGAAGCACACUGGCGAUUCUCGACGCCUCGCUGGCGCGCGGAAUGAAAAUCAUCUCGGGUUUGGGAUAUUUGGCGCCGAUUCGAUUGAAAAAAUCGAGCCACAUUCCGAAACGAAGCGAACCGGUCAAAUAUUGCCAAUUGGCCGCAAUGAAACGGGAUAUUCCCCGAUUGGCGUCUGGCCGUCUCGGCUGGAAAUUCGCGUAUGGCAAUGAUCGAUGCACACCGUAUCAUGACGAUUUGAAAGAAGACGAUUUUAUUACCGCAAUGUGGUUAUCAAUGGAGCAUAUUUUAUUGGCGUUUCGACCCGGUUAUAGUAGGGAGGUUGGUUUGAAGAAACGAGAAGUUUUCGAUACGGCCAUCGGCAAGCAACUCGCGCUCAAACGGCUUGAGCUCGAAGAGCAAAAAGGGAAAACCUGCGGCGUGCGAACGCUGGCUCAAAUCGAGGAAGAAUUGGCGGCGGAUUUGCAAAACACCAUCGAGUUCUCGGGAAGGAUGUCGAAAGCGCUAGUUUUCCACGAUUGGCGUCUCGCGUUUCUCUCGCCCAAAACGUUUUGCGAUUUCGAAAUGAAAGCGGUGCCGAUCGACAUCGGAGAUGAUUGCUUCACCGCCUUGAAAUUCUUCGUCAACGAGGUGAUGCGCUUCGAAAAUACCAUCGAACACAUCGCAUUCGCGUUCGGCGGCUCGCAAAACGCCACCAUUCCAGCAGUACUAACAUGCAUCGCGCUUGUCGCAAAAAUCACCAAAUCGAGAAACGUCAACGUCCACUGGUUCUCGUGGUGCUGGGCGGAUCCAAUGGAAAAAAUGAAUGGUGAAGAGCACAAGCAUGUGCGAUUUUUCAACAACGCGAUUAGCACAUUCAUUUCGGCGUUGCAACGGCGAGGAAAUGAGCAUAUUAAAUACCACAAGUUGCCGUAUUUCACGCAGGAGCCCAACGAAACCGAUGAACAACUUCUUGAGCGAAUCACGGUGUGCCUUCAGAAGAGACGGCCGGCGAUUCGUAUUCACAGUUUCAACACCCCAUUAGGUUUGCUGGCUGCAACCGCUUACUGUAAAACGAAAGGCGUCAUUACUCGAUUUCCGCUGCUCCUUCUAAUCCAAGAUCAUCCGAUAUUAAACGUUCCGGCUCGACUGAAUGGACUCGAGGGUAUGGCUGCCAUUGCUCGGAAUCGCCGAUCAAAAUUCGCUCCUCAAUCAGUUCAAUCAAGUGAGACCAAAUCUCUAGCCGUCUCGAAAACCCCAUUCGGAUUGCAAUGGUCCGAUUGGCUUCGAGCUACCAGUGACAUUCUCACCAACAACAACUCAACGAAUCGGCGAAAAGAGGAGGCGAGCUCGAAGAAGUUUCUUAUCGAGCGAUUCCUUGAUGAUGACAACAAUCCUUCGGUAUCACCUCAGCCGGCAGCCAUACCCAAUCCCAUCAUUCCAUCAAGCUCGGUAGAAUUCGUCAACGGCGGCUACGGCGUCAAAAACCCGCUGGCGCCGCUUCUCAAUUCCAUCGAUAUUCCAUCGAUCAAUCACGCGACGAGUUCCGAUGAGUCCGAAACGCUAUCAUGCCAUAUUUGCGGCAAGAAGUUCAACCUUCAACGCCUUCUGAAUCGCCACGUCAAAUGUCAUAGCGAUUUGAAGCGCUAUUUAUGCACAUUUUGCGGCAAGGGCUUCAACGACACUUUCGACUUGAAACGACACACGCGGACGCAUACAGGUGUUCGUCCCUACAAAUGCGAGCAUUGCGAGAAGUCGUUCACCCAACGCUGCUCACUCGAAUCGCACCUUCGCAAAGUGCACGGAAUCUCGCAUCAAUACGCCUACAAAGAGCGUCGAAAUAAGGUGUUCGUGUGCGAGGAGUGCGGCUUCACCUCGGAAAAAUUCGAGCUCUACGUUUCGCACUUGAAAAUCUCGCAUCCGUUUUCGGUGACACUCAUGCGAUUGACAUCGCUGCCCAAGAAAACCGCCGCCGCCACACCAGCGAAUCCGUCAAAACGCGCCUCAUCAUCAUCAUAA